Messenger RNA from Strongylocentrotus purpuratus (purple sea urchin), 2346 nucleotides. RefSeq names its product monomeric sarcosine oxidase. Gene Ontology annotation, molecular function: sarcosine oxidase activity; flavin adenine dinucleotide binding. The transcript is spliced from 5 exons. The record is from RefSeq and is a predicted model, not a curated record. The coding region runs from base 5 to 1228 and encodes 407 amino acids. NCBI's taxonomy places the organism in Eukaryota, Metazoa, Echinodermata, Echinoidea, Camarodonta, Strongylocentrotidae.
CAGGAUGGCUUUUGACAUCUGUGUGGUGGGAGCUGGGAUGGUGGGGUCAGCAGCAGCCAAGUGGCUCUCAUUGGAUCAUGGAAGCAAAGUCUGCUUGAUUGGACCACAAGAACCAACUGAAGAAGAGUACAGAAAAGGAGAGCGGCAAAUAUUUGGAUGCCAUUAUGAUGAGGGUCGUAUUACCAGAGAGCUAGACUGGGAUUAUGCGUGGGGACUCUUGGCUCAGCGGUCUAUAAAAAGAUACAGAGACAUCGAGAAAGAGAGCGGAAUUCAUUUCUAUAAGGAAGUUGGAUGUGUCUUCAUUGAUAAGACUGUUUCCCAAGGCCUUGAUGAUUAUCUCAAGACUGCAAGGAAGCUAGAAGCUUAUUUUGAAACCUACGAUGCAUCAGAAUUCCAUUCCAGAUAUCCUUAUCUGAAGAUCGACCAAGAGUGCCGUUGCAUCUGGACUCCAAAGAAUGCCGGUCACAUCAGUCCUCGGAAGUUGGUCGCUGCUCAGCAGAAGAUAGCCAAGUCCCACGGCUGUGACAUCAUCAACGAGGUGGUUGUCCGUGUCGAGGAGGAAUCAGGAGGAGGAGAAGGAGGAGGAGAGGAACUUGUCAGGGUCUCGACUGAAAAUGGCAGAGAAGUGCUAGCUAGGCGAGUUCUCCUCUGCACAGGAUCCUUCAUUAAUUAUCAUCACCUCCUACCAGAGCACAAGAAGAUUGAUCUAAACUUGACCAAGGCCUCGGUGGUGAGAGCAGAGGUCACGGAGGAAGAUGCGUUGAAAAUUGCGGACAUGCCCACCAUCUCGUUGGAAAAUGAACGCUCCUACAUCUUGCCUCCCAUUCGUUAUCCAAAUGGAAAGUACUACAUCAAGAUUGGUUUGAUGCCCUCUGCCUCUGAUGACAAUGUUGGAGACCUUAGUGAUGCUGCGCAGUGGUUUCACAGCAAAGGAAAGAAACACCAUAAUAUCCAAGAAACUGUUGAUGUCCUUCAAAGAUUCAUGCCAGACCUCAAGCCUAUCUCACUGGUCACAGACUGCUGUAUUGUAACCCUGACGCCAAACAGGCAGUUGGACUGUGACAUGCUGACUGCUCACACUGGCGUCCUGGUCGGAAUGAACGGCUGGGGAGCAAAGUCUAGUGAUGAGAUCGGUCACAUGGGUGCUUCUAUGAUCACCAAAGGAGCGUGGGACUAUGACCUGCCGGAGGAGAACUUCAAGAUUCAGUUCAAGAAGGAUGAUCGUUAAUAACUUAGAGAGUUCCGAAAUCACAAUGUAUUAAAACCCUUGCAAUUAUACUGCCUAUAAACAGUGACAUAUGAAAUAUUACUAUGCAAUAAAGAAUGAAUUAUAAAUAUAUACACACUGGAAUAUUCAUUGAAGAUUGUAUAACUUGCAAAUAAAAAAUCAAAUAUUUUAAAUUCCUGUAUCUUUUUAUAUUCUAGUCUGAAUACGAAAUAACUUAGUAAAUUAAAAAUGUUUUGUAUGACAGUAUAUAUAUUUCUUAUACAUUAUGUACACAUGUAUCGAUUAUGUAUUGCAAUAACCAUAUUUUGUAUGAUAAUGAUAUGAUCGAUAAAAACUUUGAUCAUGAUAAAAAAAAAAUGCAAUGAAUCACAUAUGGUAUAUGUGAAUUGUUCAAAAUUUCAAAAUGCUGCAAUUUUGUGAAUGUAUCAUUAUUUCUCCGCCUUGUAUGAAAUAUGAAUGUCUAUGUAUCAAUCUUUUACAUGUUACUAGUACUGUGGACAUUCAUCCAGUAUUGAUAGAUGAACAGGACAUGUAAAUGGGCACCCUGUUUGUUUGUAAAUGUAUGAAUUAGUGAUACAAACACUCUCAUAAUACUGUAGAAUUUCGGUUAACUGAAGUAUUUACAUGAUCCAUUCUUGGGUAAUGUAAUUUGUAAAUCUAUAAUGUUUGUUUACUGUUUUCGAUCCGGCUCAAUGUGAACCUGAUGAUAUUAUCAUUUAGGUUUUAGUUUAUAGAAUAUAUAUGCAUGUACACAACCAUACCAGGUUGUUGGUUGUUUCACUAAGGAGGGAGCUAGAACUUAGGCGUUGACAAUUCAUAUUAGUUUUGCUAAGGUAGUGGUGCUGGAACAUAUAUAUGUUUCAGAUUUUAUAAGUUGCUCAGCUAGUCUACUUCAAUUUUGAAUCAAUUUUGAUUAAUCCUUAUGUCAACAACAAACUCCCCAUGCUGCAUGUAUAGCAUGACAAAAGGCAACAGGAAUAUUCAACUCGAUCUGGUCUAACAUAAUAAGUGAAGAUGUACCAUAAUUUUAUCUGGUUUCUAUUUCAAUAAGAUCUUAAACAAACCAUAAUUAAUUUGAUAUACAUUAAAUCAUAUCUGUACCUGAUAGAAUAUUACUA